AUGGCGGGCGCGGAACCGGAGCCCGGGAAUGUCGGCGGCAGUGGCUCGACUCUUUCCGGCCGGAGCCACGGCACCGUGCGCUUGGCUCCGCUGGACCCCGAGCAGCUGCGGCGAGUUCUGGAGCAGGUGACUCGGGCGCAGCCACCGCCCGGCGCGCUGCCGGCCGCGGCGCAGCGGCUCCGGGACGGGGCCCAGCAGGCCGCCCAGCCGGGCGCCGAGGCCCCGCGCCUGCUGACACCGCAGGAACUUGAAGCUAUUUGUGUCAAGGUAUCUGGUGACACCAAAAUUAAGGAAAGAACAAUGCACCCCCUGGCUACCAUCCAACUCAGAACAGUAAGACAAAGUCAGCCACCUGGGAGAAGCCCCAGCAAGGGUGUGUGUGUCUCCAGCCCUCAGCAGCUCAGGGUGCAGGCCCUGGGGAGGACGGAGUCACAGCUGCAGCUCCUUAGACGCUCCCCUCAGCCUCCUGCUCCUCGGGUGUUUGUACAGAAGAUGAUGCCAGACCUCCAUCCAGUCCCUUUGAAGAGAGCCAAGGCUCACGAGACUGCAAACGGGUGUGACAUCGCUCUGAGCCCCGUGGCAGCCUCGGGUCCACGCGCAGUUGCAGCCGUGCCAUCUAGCCUGUUGAUUUCCAGCUUGCAUACAACACAUACUGAGAAGUCGAAGAAAUCUUUAAGGGUAAGAACUCGAUCUGGACGGGUAUCCCGGCCUCCCAGGUAUAAAGCCAGAGACUACAAGUUCAUCAAAACCGAGGACUUAGCAGAAGGGCGUCUGUCGGAUUCCGAUGACUACUCAGAGCUGAGCGUGGAGGAGGAGGAGGAAGAGCCUCCAGAGAAGCCUGCUUUCUUCGACGUUGAAGUCUGUGCCCUGAGACCCAAGGCCUUUAAGUGUCAGACGUGUGGAAAGUCCUACAUAGGGAAAGGGGGGCUGUCGAGGCACUGUAAGCUCAACCCAGGCCAUAGCCGGCUGCAGCCUGGGGUGCUGCUGUCGGAGAAAGCUGAUGGGGGCCUGACCGUGGGCUGCACAGACUCUAAGACUGGAGGCCUGGCCGGCCCGGAACCGUCCAUAGCAGCUGCUCUCUGUGUGGAGGAGGCAGAGUCAGCUUGGCACACCCUACAGAACGGUCAGCCUGUCGAAGUUGAAGAAACACUGGUACCUGAACCACAAAAAAGAAGUACCUCAGCUCUUCUGAGACCAGAGAAAUACCUAGGACCUAAAAAUCGAAAUUGGGAAAGCCAGGCAGAAGUCAGCACAGCCAGCCUGCAGGAGAGCAGAGCAGUCCAGCCAGAAGGCGGCCCUGCUGUGCCUUCAGGGCUGAGUGUGUCCGGGGGAGCCCAGCUCCGGGAGGCGCUCAAGCAGUGUGGCCGGGAGGAGCUGGUGGAAUUGGUGCUACCUCAGCUGGCUCAGGUGGUGACGCUGUAUGAACUUCUUCUGGUGAAGGUAGAGAAAAGUCCCAGGGCGAAGCCUUUCUUUCCUGCUGUGUACAAGGAGUUUGAAGAGUUAUAUGGCAUGAUGAAGAGAAUGUGUCAGGAUUACCUCAGCAGCGCUGGUGCAUACCCUCAGGAGCCCCUGGAGAUCAGCAACGAUGAGGUUGCCAGGUCAUUAGGGAUCACAGAGUUCCUGAGGAGGAAAGAGACACCUACGUGCUCUAGUCAGGAGACGGAGGGGAGGCUGGAGAAGGGCUGUGUACGGAAGAGGGCGAGGGAGCUGGGGAAGCUGGCCACAGUGAAAAAGCCCCGAACAGUGGCUUUGCCCACAGAUGUCCCUGAGUAUCCUCCCUCUGCCAAUGGAUGCCAGCAGGAGCCUGGGCCCCCACCUGCUCUGGCCACUAGCAAGGGUUCUGAUCCUGCAGCCAGUGAGAACUCUCUCUGCUCUGAAGGAAGCUGUCUGGAGAUGGUUCCUGCUAGUGACAGGAAUGCACCACCUGCAGGCUUGUGGCUUAUGGUGAUGGCAUCUGAUGACUUUGAAGCCAGGAAUGGCUCUGCAGACCCUACUCUUCUAUUUCAGGAUGUCAGUGGGUCAGCUCUUUAUUCCCAAGUAGCAGAGCCCAGUAGGAUGCACCCAGCCCAUGAGUCUGUGUUUUCUGAAGAGAAUAUUCCAGAACAUACUAUGGAUCAGGAUUCUGGGGCCGUCUGGAAGAGCAACAGUGUCUGUGAUAUGCCAUCAUCAGGUAGAAGAAUUGGGUCUCGGGCAGGAGCCCUCAGGGGGACUAAUCAACCCCUCCUUGGUGGCCAGCAGGCCAGUCCCAGCCAUGUCCUUCUGGCAGAGGCUGCAGCCUUCCCACUCCAUAACACUUUGCCUGUGAAUAUCUUGCCAGUUGCCUGUGUUUCCAAGAUUAUGCCAGAACCAGUUCUUCAUCCUGGACCAGGUGGAUCACUGUCUACUGAUGGGGGUCCCAGUGUUGGAAGUGAAGCUGGAGACAUAAGCCACCCCCUCUUUAGGAUGGAGACACAUGACCAAAGAGAGCCAGAGACUGUGGCUGCGGUGGGGGAAGCCCUGGCUUUUGAUAUUUCCAAUGUGUGCCAGGAAGUAUUGUCUCAGGGACAGGAGCAGAUUUUUUUUUGGACUUCCAAUGGGUUUCUUUUGUCCUAUCCAAGCACCGUAGUAUCUCAGGAAGGAGACAGUGUCAUCGUGACUGAUGCAAGGGGUUCUAUCCUGAGGAUUGGCCCGCCAGAAGGUGUUGCUCUUGAAGCUAUAGAAGCCUUCCUCACUGUGGAGGCAGAGUGUUCUCAGUGACCAGGAGUCAGGUGUGUGUGU
Mus caroli (Ryukyu mouse) is the source of this 2757-nucleotide messenger RNA. It is a transcript of the gene Znf839, whose product is annotated as zinc finger protein 839. Lineage: Eukaryota; Metazoa; Chordata; Mammalia; Rodentia; Muridae. The record is from RefSeq and is a predicted model, not a curated record.